AUGACAUUCUGGAACAGAGUUAUCGAAGCCUGGAAGGGUGAGAGUGCACCUAAAAAAGAAGAACCUCAUUAUGAGAACCACGGCAAAAAGUACGACUUUGACGACAUGGUCGAAUUAGUCAAAAGCAAGCCUGAGAACACUCUUCUAAUUGACGUUAGAGAACCAAAUGAAUUCUCUAUAGUACAGAUUCCUGGCUCUUUUAACAUGCCUUACAAAUCAUGUCCAGAUGCUUUGUCUUAUGAUGAAGAAGAGUUCGAAAGUAAGUUCGGUUUCCCAAAGCCAGGAAAAGACAAAGAGUUGGUCUUCUUCUGCGCCGCAGGCCGCAGGGCAGAGGGCGCACAAGCCAAGGCAGUUUCUAAAGGUUACACUAACUCCUCUAUCUACCCCGGCUCUACUAACGACUGGGUCUCUAAGCAUGGAGAUAAGAUCCAAUUCUGA
Messenger RNA from Kluyveromyces marxianus DMKU3-1042, 438 nucleotides. RefSeq names its product rhodanese-like domain-containing protein (gene RDL1). Gene Ontology annotation, molecular function: thiosulfate-cyanide sulfurtransferase activity. The record is from RefSeq and is a predicted model, not a curated record. NCBI's taxonomy places the organism in Eukaryota, Fungi, Ascomycota, Saccharomycetes, Saccharomycetales, Saccharomycetaceae. The coding region runs from base 1 to 438 and encodes 145 amino acids. The transcript has a single exon. Gene Ontology annotation, cellular component: mitochondrion.